Amblyraja radiata (thorny skate) is the source of this 10442-nucleotide messenger RNA. It is a transcript of the gene dgki, whose product is annotated as diacylglycerol kinase, iota. The record is from RefSeq and is a predicted model, not a curated record. Lineage: Eukaryota; Metazoa; Chordata; Chondrichthyes; Rajiformes; Rajidae. Gene Ontology annotation, biological process: phospholipase C-activating G protein-coupled receptor signaling pathway. The coding region runs from base 19 to 2982 and encodes 987 amino acids. Gene Ontology annotation, molecular function: protein binding; ATP-dependent diacylglycerol kinase activity. The transcript is spliced from 33 exons. Gene Ontology annotation, cellular component: plasma membrane; glutamatergic synapse.
GCGCAGCGGCCGCCCGCCAUGGAGCGCUCUCCGGCCGCCUCUGCCGUGGCCGCGGCUCCGGGCGCCGGGCAACGGGAUGCAGUAGCGGCCGCCGCGGGACGGGAGGCAUCGGAGGUCGGACACAGCCCCCUGCUGCAGUCGCUGAGCUGCUCGCAGAGCCUGGAGCAGCGGCUGAGCGAGCUGGGCAUCAGGAAACAGACGUCGUAUAGGAAAGCGAUCUUGAGAUCAGGCCUCCAGCACCUAGCUCCAGAUCAGGCACCCAGCGCCAUCCCAAAGAACGGACCUACCAGAGAAAUGCGGACCAGCCCCGAUUGGACUGAAAAUGCUUUAAACGGUGACCACAUUUGGAUGGAGACAAACGCCUCUGGAGAUUUCUGCUACCUUGGAGAAGAGAACUGUUUAGUGAAGAUAACCAGGUCAGUUCCAAGGCGGAAAUGUGCAGCCUGCAAGAUAAUUGUGCACACAGUGUGUGUGGAGCAGCUGGAGAAGAUAAAUUUCCGUUGCAAGCCAACCUACCGAGAAGGAGGCAGUCGUUGUCUUCGAGAGCAGAGCUUUGUCAGACAUCACUGGGUUCACAGACGCCGUCAGGAAGGAAAAUGCAAGCAGUGUGGGAAGGGUUUCCAGCAGAAGUUUUCAUUCCAUACGAAGGAAAUCAUAGCCAUCAGCUGCUCCUGGUGCAAGCAGGCAUUUCACAAUAAAGUGACAUGUUUCAUGUUGCAUCACAUCGAGGAGCCAUGUUCGUUAGGUGUGCAUGCCGCAGUCAUUAUACCCCCAACAUGGAUAAUAAAGGUGAAAAAACCACAGAACUCCUUCAAGUCUUCAAGUAGAAGGAAAAAGAGGACAUCGUUGAAGAGAAAAACCAGCAGGAAAGGAGCAGACGAAAGCAAAUGGAAGCCAUUUAUAAUCAAACCCAUUCCUUCACCCUUGAUGAAACCACUUCUGGUGUUUGUCAAUCCAAAGAGUGGCGGAAACCAGGGAAACAAGGUCCUCCAGAUGUUCAUGUGGUGUCUAAAUCCACGACAAGUCUUCGACCUCUCACGGGGAGGACCAAAAGAAGCUUUGGAACUCUACAGGAAGGUGGCAAACCUGCGGAUUCUGGCCUGUGGCGGUGACGGAACGGUUGGCUGGAUUCUUUCCUUGUUGGAUGAUCUGCAGCUCAGACCCCAGCCUCCUGUUGCAGUCCUCCCACUGGGGACGGGAAAUGACCUGGCCCGUACUCUCAACUGGGGAGGGGGAUACACAGACGAACCAGUCUCAAAAAUCCUUUGCCACGUGGAGGAGGGUAACAUUGUACAGUUAGACCGCUGGAACCUGCAGCUUCAGAACAAUCCACAUCUACAAGACGACUCCGAAGAAGGGACUCAGAAGCUUCCACUUGGUGUCUUUAACAAUUACUUCAGUCUGGGCUUCGAUGCCCACGUGACACUUGAAUUCCACGAGUCUCGAGAAGCAAAUCCGGAACGGUUUAACAGUCGAUUUAGGAACAAGAUGUUUUAUGCAGGGACUGCAUUUUCAGACUUUCUGCAGAGAAGCUCUCGAGAUUUAUCCAAACACAUUAGAGUUGUGUGUGACGGCACUGAUUUGACACCCAAAAUCCAGGACUUGAAAUUCCAAUGUAUCGUCUUCCUCAAUAUUCCCAGGUAUUGUGCAGGCACAAUGCCUUGGGGUAACCCAGGAGAUCACCGGGACUUUGAGCCGCAGCGGCACGACGACGGCUGCAUUGAGGUGAUCGGUUUUACCAUGGCGUCUCUGGCCGCCCUUCAGGUCGGAGGUCAUGGGGAGCGGCUGCACCAGUGCCGAGAGGUGGUCCUCACCACCUACAAGACCAUCCCCAUGCAGGUGGAUGGAGAACCCUGCCGACUGAGUCCAUCGGUCAUCCGCAUCUCGCUGAGGAACCAGGCCAAUAUGGUGCAGAAGUGCAAACGGCGGACCUCCAUGCCGUUACUGAACGACCCACACACUGUCCCCGGCCGACUUCGGAUGCGGGUGAACAGGAUCGGUCUCCAGGAUUACGAGAGCAUGCAGUACACCAAGCACAGGCUGCAGGAGACGUCCAUACCACUGGGAAUUAUCGUCAUCCACGGAGACUGUGACCUGGAGACAUGCCGCAAGUACAUUGACCGGCUGCAGGAGGACUUUUAUCCACUGGCACCAGAUGGACAUCAGAUUAAUUACCAGGACAGUGAGACUUACCAGCGACAGAUGUUGUCUUCCCAGAAUCUUUCUUCCAAAUGGUGCUUCCUUGACUCAACCUCCUUGGAUCGAUUCUACCGCAUUGACAGAGCCCAGGAACAUCUCCACUUUGUGACAGAGGUGGCUCAUGACGAGCUCUUUAUUCUGGAUCCUGAGAUAGCGACCACUGUGAAGGCAGGGACAACCCCAGAGAUGCCGGACCUCGUGGUGGAACCUUCCCCAGGGAAAACAGAACUAUGGAAUGGCUCCAGUGUGAAGUGGAUUGGAAGUGACAGCUGUGACUCUGAGUCUGGGCUACAACACCAACUUCUUGGCAGACAGUCGGGCACCUUAGGACUCCAGAGGCUCAGGCUUCCUUCAUCUUCUGAGGAACAAGAACUUAUUCAUUCAGUCCUGGAGGGAAACAUGCAAAAGUUCAUCGACUCUUACACUAAGGGGACAAGCCUGAUGGUGUGCACGACUGAGGGAUACUCUGUGCUCCACUGCGCAGCUAAGAAUGGCCACAAAGAACUUGUAAAGUACAUUAUAGAACAUGGUCCUCGUGAGUUAUUAGAUGUAGCAGUAGCGGAAACGGGCGAGACAGCGUUACAUAAAGCAGCAUCUCAUCGGUAUCGUACAAUAUGUCGCAGUUUAAUGAAUGCUGGGGCGUCGCUGACACAGACUGAUUUGGAGGGCAACACUGCGGGUCACAAAGCAGAGGAGGCAGGGGACCUGGAGCUUGCUGCUUACCUGGAGAACAGACAGCAACACCAGUCGGCGGGGCGCGAGGAUCUGGAGACAGCAGUCUGAGAACGAUGAUGUUGCGGAGACCUUGGAGGGGAGUGCAGGGUUGUCCCAAGAGAGCUUUAUGCACUUCCCAUUGGGACUCCCAGCGGCCAUAUCUCUUUGAACACUGCCGCUGGUUAAAGGGAAAGGGAUGGCAAUGAGAAAAGAGGGGAAGUAGUCAUGGAAAUUGCAAAGAAGAUAAUUCCUGCCAUUCAGAGAGCCGGAUGAAGGGCAGAACCAAGUGACACCUGACCUCGUUGAUUCCCAUCCAAUCUCAACGCUGCAGCUCUCAUCAAAAACUGCAGAUGGACCUCUUACAGGAAAAGCUUUCAGUCUGCACGUCACAAUGAGAACAGCCAAUCUUCACAAUUCCCUCAUACAGCAACAGGGGCCUCUUGCCGUUUCCUCCCACUGUUAACUCCCACUCAAAUCAAGUAGAAGAGAUGCCAGUUGAGUCUGUGUGCACCUCUUCAGAAUGUCACAACUAGGCAAGUCCUCCAGAGUCCAGUGGUGGUGAUCAAGGACUUGGCGAGUUUAUGUUUGGCAAACCUCCUCUUACCCUAAUGCAUGCAUCAAUGACCCUCUUUGGCAGAGGGCAAUUUUUCACCCGGGGCAGAGUUUGAUAUGAUCUUGGAGAUAUGUGCUGAACUGAGGGAGGUUCUUGCUCUCUCACAGCAAGGCGAGAAGCUAUCUUUAGGCAAAAGCAUUGAGUUUGGACUGUUCCAAAUUGCAGAAACUAGAGCUGUGGAAGGCUGGUCAGAACCAUACUAGUUCAUAAAUGGGCAAAUCUACUUGAUGUACAAUAUUUCCUUUGACAAAUGCUUUAGCGACAUCUUUGCCUUUGGACGGGUUUGAAUGUUUUCGGAAAGCUUGACAUCAUUUCAGAGUGCGGGUGGAUGGUUAAAAUUAUGGUCUGUUCUUCCUUGGAAUUGUCACCACUUUGAUUGCCAUGGGCCUUUUUAUUCAUCCACCUAGUUCCAUUUCCACAAACAUAUCGAUGAGGUGGACCGUCUUGCCCCAUCACCACAACCAUAUUGCUACUGGAGAUUCCAAAGCCAACUCUGCCCCCUCCCCUCUCCCUCCUUCCCGAAUUAGAUCUAAGGGUGCAAAAAGCUGGUUCCCUUUCCAAUUUAAUGGGACAGUUGGAAAGUAAAUGUGACGGCUUUUCUUUGGAAUUUGAUUUAGUUUCAGGGUUGUCGUGGAACCCAAUCAUCCAGAAAACUUAACCAGUGACUUUCCACAAUUAAAAAAACUUAAGCUGUGAUUUGGGCAACAGGGUGAGGUCAGUCGAGUCCGACUGAUGUUAACCAAGCUACAAGAGGCUGGUAGAUUCAGAGGGUGGAUAGGACUUUGAAUGUGAUUCUGCUCCGCUGAGGUGAGCAGGAUCAUUUCCAUUUCCUGCACCUUCACCUUCACUCUCACUCAUUCCCAAAACAGUGAUUGAGCUCCCUCCCUCUAACACCUCCAUUCAACGUCAUCUUUCAUCACCUCAAGCAUCUUCUCCAAAAAAAUGUCCUCUCCUUUCCCUCUUCAACCUCCUUGCACAAUAUCCUGAUCAAUCACUGAUGCUCCUCUGAUCAGGGAGGUGACAAGAUCACUUGCUUGUGUAGUUUCCCCAGGGGGAAGGAAGACAAGACAUUUGUGCCUGGUUUGGGGUCAACACUACAGGGUCACACAAGUGGCUCCAGCCUCCGGACCAGCCUACGCAGCACCCUCCCUCCCGCAAGUGUGGCCACAUCAGUGACUGGCUGAGUUACUCCUGCAUUUUGUGUCAUUGUCCCCCCCUCUCUUGCUGCGGCCGUCACCCCACCUCCCUGAAACACACUCCCCAGGAGCCUCAGGUACCAAAGGGCAAUGGAAACUAACCCCGUGUAAAAUAAUUAAAUCAGGGUAGAAACAUAAGUCAUGAAUGGUAACAACAGUAAGGUUAAAAUGUGGACCAGAUGCAUGAUCUUUGUAUAAAUGUCUGGGAGUUAGGGAACAUAAAAAACAGACAAUGUCACAAAACAGCCAGCAACAAGAGGCGAGUGCAAAAUGAAAAGAGUGAAACUAACUAAACUAAGUAUUUUUAGAGAAACUACUUGCUUCCUCCCAGAGGCCAGAUCUGCAGAUGCAGUAGUUGAAGGGAAAAGGUCACAGGGCUGGUAACUGGGACUGCCAUGUGCUCUUGUGAAUCCCAUUGUAAGCACGAAGGUAGAAGAUGUGUCCCAAUGGAAAUGGAAAAAUAAGGAAGUGGCUGACUUGGUAUUAGUGUUCAUGGUGGAGAACAAAGUGCGUAGGCUGAGCAUCCCACUGGAACCACUAUUGAACUGGGAACAAACAGUCACCCAGAUUAAUGUGCCACGUACGGUAAUAAAGAAGAUCAUGGGACUAAGUAGUGAUAAUUCACCUGGACGAGGUAGAUUCCAGCCCAGGGUUUUAAACAAGAUGCUGUCUUCUAGUGAGUGGACCAAAAUGAGGGGGGAAACUUCAUCCUCAUCAGUUUACCUGCUGCAGAUGUAUCCGUUCAUAGCACUAUCGGGAGAAGUGAUCACCACAACGUACUUUGUGGAGGCAAAAGACCGCCAUCACUCAGGGCAAUCUACACUGUGUUACCUGGCACCACGGCUAUGCUCAAUCAGAUACAUCCAGUCCAUCAGAUAGCAGGCAGUUGAAGAAUGAUGAUGGCGAGAUGCAACUUCAUCAUUGGUGACGAUCUGGUAUCCUGGAAAUUCAAUGGGAUUAAACAGCCUGGGACCUCAUGGCCAGAAUGUCCCUUUAAACAUCAAACUUCAGGAGUAUGCCAGCAAAAACCAAGCGUAUCGAACACCAGGUGUCAACUCUCUGUGUUUAAACUGUGAGCCACCACUAUGCAAUUGCACAAUUGAUUAGGUUGUGGUCUUGCCAGUCAUUUAUAUUGUUGGAGAUUUAAACAACUACCUGGAACAGACAACAUCACAACUCAGUACUUGUGCCAAAAUCAAAACUGAAGCUGUUGCCAGUGUUUUUGGAGAUGUGCCGGCUGGGGUAUCCGUCUCAGCUUGCGCUCCAGAGGACCCCACCGUUCCACCUGCCAGCCUCGGGCAAAUUCAAUUCGUAUCACAUGGGAUCAAGAAAUGGUUGAGUGGAUGGGGCAAAGCAAAGACUGUGGUCUGUGUUGUAGGGGCAUUGCUAAGAACUCGUGCAUCUGAGCGAGCCAACCCUCUGAUCCACCUGCCCAAGUGCAAUUACAACGCUGCCUACCUGGUGAGAGGUUGCUCAGAUAUGCCCUGUUUACAAGUGCAAAGUACAAAUUACAGCCAGUUUUCACAGUACUCUGUGAGUGGAAGGUAUACGAUUUAAUAUUUUUCACAUCUCUUUCAGAGAACAACUUACCUUGUUGUGAUGUGUGUGUGAUGCCAAGUAUUGGAAAAUGUAACAGAAAAGGUAGUCAUUUCCUACUUGCCACUUACCAGUUCACCAACGCCCUAAAACUUGGUUUAAAAGGUUUGUUUAAUGCGUGUGAAAGGUGGGAAAAUUAGGGGAGGGAAUUCCAAGCUUAACCUUGGCAGCCGAAGACACAGCCAAGAAUGGUUGGGCAACCAAGGUCAUUGAUGAUGGUCAGAAUUAAAGCACUACAUACCUUGGACUGGAGGAGGUUAAAUCGGGAACAUGAGACCAUGAUGGGAUGGGAAUUCUAGAAUGUUAAUGAGCAAGUACAGCGGUGAGCCUUGGUCAGAGGUCGGAAACAGGCGACAAUCUCAAGUUCACAGUGAGUAAAACCAGAAGAGCUUUGAAGUAGUCGUAUCCAGAGGUAGCAGAGGCAGGGCCGAUGGUUUCAGCAGUGAAGCCAGAUGGCAUUGCUGCGAUUGAAGCUGGAAGCGCUAAAUGGACUUCUCCUGUUUCUGACACCUCUGCACACUGCUGUGCACAAGAUAUGAUCAUGUCAUCUGAAUAGUUGCUUUCACUGCCCCAAUGCUAAGUGAAUGGUAUGGCUUCAUCCCACAGCAAUGUCAGGCAACAGAUAGGAGUGCUGGGCACUGCAUGUUGAAAAUUAAUUUCUUCCAGAAAUAGUUGCAACACAUCCCUCUUCCCCAUGUACCUGAAGUGUGUUGAAAUGAAAAUGUAAUGGACUAUUGCUAGAUUAUUUACUAGACUGUACGCUUCCUAAUAUGUCACCCGUGUAGAUGUCCACAGGAAUCAUGCACUCUAUAACACACUUCUCCAAUUUUGGAAAUCACACAUCUUCAUUUUAACUCUUACAUUGUCCAACACUUGCAGAGUUUCAGUGAAAUCUUCCUUUUUCCAAUGGUAGUUUGCUUUCAAUCUUUUCUCCUCUCAAACAAUCGCUUUACUUAGAUCACAGUAAUCAAAAAUAAGUGCUGCAACCAAAUUGUUAUACCAAUCCCAAUGUCAGCUAUCCAUCUUCAUUCUGCAGUAAAAAUGAUGUAGAAACAUAUAUAUUCUUACAAGUGGGGCCUAGAUAAAACCGUUGGAUUGUAAUUUCAACACUUCAGUAAACCAAGUCAACUUUAUGCUCAGCCAGUAGGAUUUAUUUCAACAAAAGUCCUUGUUAAGUCAGAGCUACUUGCUAGUCCAUAUCUGGAAUGCAGUACGACUACCGUAAUUACAUCCUGGCCUCGCCAUGCUCACUCUGAUCCUCCUCACUCUCCACACUCUCUUCACGCUUCUCACUGUUGCAGCAAAGCACAUCUUGUCCCUCUGCCAACAUGUGUGCACUGCCUGAAGCAUAAGGGCAACCUUUUGCUCAUUGAGGAUGGUCAGGAAAAAUCUUGGGAGUCACUCAGGCAUGUGGCUUCACUGGCCAAAAUAAGACUUGUAGCAUCUUCCAACUAUUUUGCUGGUGAAAUAUUAAAACUUAGUAAUAUUGCUCAAAAUUCUAGCCUAGCAAUAUCCUUCUGAGUCGCCACAUAAAUUGAGAACAAUAUUAUCUAUUUGCAUUUGUACAGUAUCUUUACCAUCAGGAGAUGUUCCAAGGUAGGCGGAGAGCUAGCAGCAGAGUUUCACUCUGAGGAUAAUUGAGGCCAGACCUGGAAUACAAUGAACCUAAGAACCUAAAAAUAGGUGUUUAUACAGCAAGGGAGGAACAAAAGCACUGAUAGAUUGGAAAAACAUGCAAAAUCAGUACACUGGUACUGAAGCCAAUAUUGCUCAGCAGGCACAUGGCUUAUUGGUUGAAGCAACAGGGUUUUAGAUGAACAUUAAGUACAGUAUUUAUACUGAAAAUGGUUCUGACUGAGCAGUAGGUCAGACGAUGGCUGGGAAUGAGAAGUGGGGAGUGGUGGUGGACGGACGAUGAGAGUCCAGCAUUUAUUGAUUCAGAGGAAACUUGGAAAUAAACAGCAAGAUUCACCAAGACCAGAGGAACCUUGACCAAACUGGUAAACAUUCGAUUAUAACACUUGAAGAGACUCCAUUGUGUGGCAAUUGGUGGAUUUUCUUCAGGAAGGAGAUGGAAGUAGUGAAGUGAAGAUGAAUAGUAAAAUGUAUCCCUCCAUCAAGACAUUUAAUGAAAGCUUUAAGUUUUAAUAUUUUUGCAAACCAGCUGGAUAUCUGGUUUAGGAAUGGUGAUUUUACCUUGCAACUAUUGGUGACCUUCCACUGUCAUCCAUGGUGAUCUUCACUGACCCCUCCCUCACUUUGGGUCUUGAGGAAUUGUCCUCUGCCAUUCAAGCCCCAUCCUUAAAUGUUCAUUUUUGCCGGUUAUCAUUGUCAUCAGUAAUUUGCACGUGAGAAAGUUCAACGGGAUGACAUUCGGAUCGGCACAUCGCAAUUUGAACUUUGCAAAGUAAUGAAGUGAAAAGUCUAAUGUUUUAAACAUUUCGCCAAAGCCAUUGAAAUGUAUAAAUGGUGCUGAAACAGUAACCAGUGAAGGGAUGCUGCACUGAAACAAACAGCAAACCUCCACCCAGACUUGCUUCCCAAAGGGUGAACAGAGGAUUUUACAAACUGCAAAGGAGGAGGCAGAGACAAAAUAAAUACCAACAAUAGAUCAAAGACUUGUCCGUGUAUAAAUUGCUUGGACCAGGCAUUGUGUAUAUUCACUGAAUUGCACUAAAAAGGGACCAGUCAUACACUAAGUCAACAAGGCUCAAAUCAAGCUGGAUCUGUCAAGGAGAUUUCGUGCCUGCUACAUCAGCUCACCACAGGUAAUUAAUUAUUGUCCUUGAAAUUGCCCCUAGGGGCAGCACCAACUGCGUUCUAGGUUGUAAAUGAUCUGCAUGUUUGUGUAAUGAUAUCAGGUGGAGACCAUUUCACCCGUAAUUAACAAGUGUUUUUGUAGGUCAGGUUCUGUGAACUGAACUGAUUCAUUUUUUGGGGAAUCAAAAGAAAAAUAUCAGGUGCUGUUUGCACUGGGGAUGGGAAAAGGGGGUUGUUUAUCAGAGGGAAGUGAUAGAAGAGUUUGUGAAAUAUUUAUGUAUUUAAUUGAAUUAAUCUUCAGAAUUACUUGUAUCUGCAUUGAAGGGGCAGCUUCUAAGUUUGGAUCUGCUGAAAGGCCACUCUGUACAUUUGUAAGGAACAUUGGGGUUGUCAUGAAAGAGUUUUCAGGGCUUAUAACGAGUGCCUUCGUCAGAAUAAACUACUCUGUAUUAAUGCCAGGAUAACGUGGGAGCAGUUUAUACAAACAAACUCCAGGGCAGACAGUGUGAGAGGCCCCAAAGUUAAAAUGCUCCUCUCCUGUGCUCAUCUCUAACAUCUUUAAUCAUUUUUAUCAGCCAAAAAAGCACUGGUCCCUUGUUGCAUUGUGCUUCCAUUACAGGCUUUAGCCAGAAUCUCCUCCUCAUCCUGCCAUUGUGGAUCAUUUCUUCUAUUUCAAAGAAGUAAUAAUGAUUGACACAAUAAUUAUACAGAUGAAAAACCAGACUUUGGUUGUUGACCAUCUGUUUAUAAUCAACAGGAAGUCCUUAGUCAGUUUGGAGAGAAUUCCUGUAACGUUAACUGCCUUCUCAAUAAAGAACAAACGGCUACUUUAUUUCUGAUCUCAGUAGUCAGGAGAUUGGGACCAAUCAAUAGAUAAUUUUAAUCACAUGAAGCUUUCAUGUGAAAUUGGUGGUGAUUUUUGCAUGAGACUGUAGUGAAUCAUAAUGAGUGGUGUCUCCCACCCUGAGAUGGCUCGUGUGAACAUACAUGACUGUUCUUGCUUGUAAUUCCUCGGCACUGUGACUGUAGUGCUCGUUCGGCUGUACCAACCUACGUUAAUAGGUUCAUAUUAUCUAUAAAUAAAUUUUUUAAUAUAAAUAAGUGUCUUGUGCAUGACGUCAAUGCGUAAUUUCAAUGUGUGAUCGACUUUCAAGACAGAGGGCAAAUCCUGUCCAGUCCAUUUAUGACAAUCCUAAGAUCAGCCUCCCUGAACUUAUGACUGAUUAGUAAAUAACACACGUAAUGCUAGGUAGGGCUGCUUACUUUCAGAAUGUCAGGUAGGGAUCAGCAAUAGUAUGUAGGAAUUGAUUCACUCCUACUCUAGAGCAUUGAAUCCUAUACAAAGCCAAUAGUGCAGUACCCUG